AUGGGGCGACUACCCGCAGAUCGCGUGACUUCAAGGCGUCCAUUUUUUGUUACCGGCGUGGACUUUGCCGGACCAAUUACAACGUUGGUCAAUCGGGGCCGCGGCAGAAAAACUAACAAAUCUUAUAUUUCAUUAUUUAUUUGCUUCGCUACGAAAGCAAUACAUCUGGAGGCCGUUAGCGACUUGAGCGCGUCUUCAUUUAUUGCGGCAUUGAGACGCUUCAUCGGGCGUCGAGGCUGUCCGCAGUGCAUCUAUAGUGAUAAUGCGACCAAUUUCGUGGGUGCUAAAAAUGAAAUCUAUGACAUCCAAAGACUCAUCCAAGAACAAUUUCAGAAAUUAAAUGAUGAAGUUUGUGUAUCCAACAAUAUAGAAUGGAAAUUCAUUCCCCCGUCAUCUCCCCAUGUGGGAGGAAUUUGGGAAGCCGGUGUAAAAUCAUGCAAGUUCCAUUUGAGGCGAAUCAUCGGUGAGACGUUGUUGACUUUCGAGGAGUUGAACACGGCUUUGAUUCAGAUCGAGGCGUGUUUAAAUUCGCGGCCGAUUUGUCAAUCGCCUUCCACUCCUGUUGAUUUGCAGCCGCUUACACCGGGGCACUUUCUUAUUGAAGAGCCUCUGCCGGAGCUGGCGGAUAUUGAUACGAGUGACGCACCAAUUAGGUGGCAGUUGAUACAGAAAAUUAGGAGAGACUUUUGGAAUAGAUGA
Molecule: messenger RNA, 699 nt
Organism: Solenopsis invicta (red fire ant)
Lineage: Eukaryota; Metazoa; Arthropoda; Insecta; Hymenoptera; Formicidae
Exons: 1
Coding region: 1-699 (232 amino acids)
Biological process (GO): DNA integration
Molecular function (GO): nucleic acid binding
Source: RefSeq, a predicted model, not a curated record